This is a messenger RNA of Orycteropus afer afer, 1083 nucleotides long. RefSeq names its product Wnt family member 2 (gene WNT2). NCBI's taxonomy places the organism in Eukaryota, Metazoa, Chordata, Mammalia, Tubulidentata, Orycteropodidae. Gene Ontology annotation, cellular component: extracellular region. Gene Ontology annotation, biological process: canonical Wnt signaling pathway; neuron differentiation; multicellular organism development. Gene Ontology annotation, molecular function: cytokine activity; frizzled binding. The transcript has 5 exons. The record is from RefSeq and is a predicted model, not a curated record. Bases 1 to 1083 code for a protein of 360 amino acids.
AUGAACGCCCCUCUCGCCGGACUCUGGCCCUGGCUCCCGCUGCUCUUGACCUGGCUCGCCCCCGAGGUCAGCUCCUCAUGGUGGUACAUGAGAGCCACCGGUGGCUCUUCCAGGGUGAUGUGUGACAACGUGCCAGGCUUGGUGAGCCGCCAGCGUCAGCUGUGCCACCGACACCCGGACGUGAUGCGUGCCAUUGGCCUGGGUGUGGCAGAGUGGACAGCAGAGUGCCAGCACCAGUUCCGACAGCACCGCUGGAACUGCCACACCCUGGACAGGGACCACAGCCUCUUUGGCAGAGUGCUGCUCCGAAGUAGUCGGGAAUCUGCCUUUGUUUACGCCAUCUCCUCAGCUGGAGUUGUGUUUGCCAUCACCAGGGCCUGUAGCCAAGGGGAGUUGAAAUCCUGUUCCUGUGAUCCAAAGAAGAAGGGCACUGCCAAGGACAGCAAGGGCACUUUCGAUUGGGGUGGCUGCAGUGAUAACAUUGACUAUGGGAUCAAAUUUGCCCGCGCAUUUGUGGAUGCCAAGGAGAGGAAAGGGAAGGAUGCCAGAGCCCUGAUGAAUCUUCACAACAACAGAGCCGGGAGGAAGGCAGUCAAGCGAUUCUUGAAGCAAGAGUGCAAGUGUCACGGUGUAAGCGGUUCAUGUACUCUGAGGACAUGCUGGCUGGCCAUGGCCGACUUCAGAAAAACAGGCGACUAUCUCUGGAGGAAAUACAGCGGGGCCAUCCAGGUCGUCAUGAACCAGGACGGCACCGGUUUCACUGUGGCCAACAAGAGGUUCAAGAAGCCAACGAAAAAUGACCUUGUAUAUUUUGAGAAUUCUCCAGACUACUGUAUCAGGGACCGAGACGCAGGCUCCCCAGGUACAGCAGGCCGAGUGUGCAACCUCACCUCCCGAGGCAUGGACAGCUGCGAAGUCAUGUGCUGUGGGAGAGGCUAUGACACCUCCCGCGUCACCCGGAUGACCAAGUGCGAGUGUAAGUUCCACUGGUGCUGCGCCGUGCGCUGUCAGGACUGCCUGGAGGCUCUGGAUGUGCACACGUGCAAGGCCCCCAAGAGUGCUGACUGGGCGGCUUCCACAUGA